AAGGACUUCUCAUAAAUUCCGGGUAGGUUGUAGCUCUUUGUUCUCUUCUUUGUGAUCCGAAUUGGGUGAUUGUAGGGUUUGUCAAAAGAAGUGACAUGAUUCGUGAACCGCCACCACCGACAAUACCUCAGAACGUGGCUUCCUCGUUAGUAGCAGGGGUUCGUGGCGGAGAUUUCUCUGACGCUACGGAGACCCCGCCGGAGAAGAAACAGAAACUUGGUGAAGAGGUCGAUUGCAAGACUUCGACUUCCGCCGGUGAUGAGGAUGGUAUGUCCAGUUCCGUAAAAGCUCAGUAUAUUGAUGGGUAUGAUUCAGAAGAAGAGAUUGAUGAAGCUGUUUGGGACAAGUACCUCCAACAGAUCGAGGAGAGCGAGCCAAAGAAAGAUUCGGAUAUGCAGCCAAAGAAAGAUUCGGAUAUGCAGUGAUCUGAUCGAACAUCCUUUUGGUACUAAGCUUUGGGCUUUGUGUUAACAUUUAGUGAGGCUCAUUGAACAUGGUUACUAGCUCUAUGAAUUUAUGCUAUUUAAGUUCUCUUUGUACUUUUUUUUUGUUGGACAUGUAAAAGUAGUAGUAAAAACCAGAGUAUCUGACUUCUUCAUUUAAGUGGACAGAGCUGCUUAUCUUCUCUUUUCUUUAUUAUAUAUAUACUGGUGAUGUUGCCAGAGCUAUGCUCAGGCCCAAUGGCUAUGUGAACAAUUUAUGUCUAAAUAUAUAUAUCUUAAUUUAAUUUU
This is a messenger RNA of Nicotiana attenuata, 731 nucleotides long. RefSeq lists its product as uncharacterized. The record is from RefSeq and is a predicted model, not a curated record. The transcript is spliced from 2 exons. Lineage: Eukaryota; Viridiplantae; Streptophyta; Magnoliopsida; Solanales; Solanaceae. Bases 96 to 425 code for a protein of 109 amino acids.